GCUAUUUGAAAACCUCCUCCAUAUUGAUUAUAAUGUUAUUAAAAAACCGUGGUUUCGCAAUGAAAGAAAGACCUUCGAAGGGGAGGUCGCGGCCAUGUCCACAGAGUACUGCAGCCGCUUGGUCGUGUUCAACCUUGAGCAAGAAAUUCAAAAGAGCUAGAAAGAUGAACCAAGACACCGACAACGACAUGUCCUAUAGACCAAAAUAUGACGAGAGAAGUUAAUAAAGUGUUGCUGUUCCGAAUUUCGGAAUUCGAAAAUACAUGAUCUUCGAAAUUUCUAAGCGCUCAACUUGUUCAAUCUUGCUCCUGUCUCCUAAUUUCAAAAAGCAAGAAUUUCGAUUCGUAGCAACGGCACGAACAAAAACCAAAGCCUCCUCCUCCAAGAAAAUCAUAUUUAAAAUCAACCGAAACCUCCGAGAGAAGAAUAAUAAUAUUGUAACAUGGCUGCUGCAGACGUGCUCCUUGAAGACGACUCGUCGGACGACGAUUUGGACCUUAUGGGUCCGAACUCAUUGCCGGACGAGUAUCGGGACUUGGUUUUAUGGUGAGGUUGUUGAUGAAAGAGAAUUAUAUAUGUACCAGGGAGGGAGGCCCCCCCCCCCUGUGGAUGGAUCUGGGGUGGACCACGCCAGAGGGGUCCAGCCUUGCCACCUUAUUGGCCAGGCCUGUCGAGGGGCUGCCGGGCGGGAAGGCCUCAAAGCGCCCACUUCUGACCCCUUCCCGUUUCUUGCCUGUACCCUACAGACCUGGCAAAGGCAGGGCCCCGCUGGCUUGUUGCAUGUACCCGACAGACCUGGCAAAGGUGGCAAAGGCCGGGCCCCGCUGCCUUGUUGCAUGUAUCUACCGACCCGGCAAAGGAGGCAAAGGCAGGGCCCCGCUGCCUUGUUGCGUGUACCCUACAGACCUGGCAAAGGGGGCAAAGGCAGGGCCCCGCUGCCUUGUUGCGUGUACCCUACAGACCUGGCAAAGGAGGCAAAGGCAGGGCCCCGCUGCCUUGUUGCAUGUACCCUACAGACCUGGCAAAGGGGGCAAAGGCGGGAACCCACCCCCUUGCAACACGACAAGAAGGCCCAGCCUUUGCCACCUUUGCCAGGUCUGUAGCGUACAUGCAAGAAGCGGGAAGGGGUCAGAAGUGGGCGCUUUGAGGCCUUCCCCCCCGGCAGCCCCUCGAAAAGAGGGGCCGGGGCGGGGAGUUAGGGGGGGGGGGGCCUCCCGCCCUGAGCCCUGGAACAUAUAUAGCAUUGACUGGUAGUGGUGGCGUUUUUUCUCAGUGUUCUCUAAUUUCCUCCUUCUCACCGGUCGAAACGCGUGCCCGUUCCAUGCUUGAACGCGAUGUCGACCAGAUCCUGUCACGAAAUGCGGCUCUACUGCGUGAUUCCUUCGACCCUUUGCAGAAAUAUGGUCGUGUUGCGGAAGCCAUGUCCUCGUCAUCUGUGGAGGAGCCUCCACCACGAGGACUCUCCAAACAGCAAGAGCUGCAAGAGAAGCAGUUUAAUCUCAACCAGACUAGUUCAGGUUCGCCUCCAAGAUACCAGGAGACCAAACAGGAGUCUUAUCACGACGAACAAGACGAUGAGCAGAUGAAUGACGAGGCAGAUGAUGAUGAACAACCUUUAUUCGACUACGUCGUCCCGCCACCACGUCAAUCAUCAAUCUCGACGUCAAAGGAGCAUGACAGAACGAUUGGGAGCAAAUCCACAAGAGCUUCGACCAAGGAGAGCGUGCUGGAGGAAUUUGCCUCUUCUGGAGGUGGAGCAGCAUCGUCGAAUAAAGUAGCUCUUCCUGAAGAGGUGGACGGGGAUGAAAGCGUACUAGAAGAAGAUGUUGAUCAUGAUGUUGAUGAAAGCGUACUGGAAGAUGUUGAUCCUGAAGAUGGCGAGAACAGUGAAGAAGAUGACGAUGAGGCAGAGAAAGAGAGCGAUUCAGAAUCAGAGGCGAGUGUUCUCAAUACAGCGGAAAAAGAGGACCUGGCUCUACAUUAUGCGACUGCGGCUGAAGAAAAUGAGGAGAAAGAUGACGACGCCCUUGCCUCAUCUUCGGUUCUUUCCGUGUUGAAGGUCGAACUGCCACGCGUGACGCUGGUGGAUGAGAAACCAGAACAAACUCCAAGUUCAACAUCUUUGCGGCCCAUUACCAUUACCAAGUUCAAGACAACAAAAGAGACUAUGACGUCCAUACCAAUCUACGAAGUCGAGAUGGAUCGUACCUUGACCCACGCAGAUUCGUUAGACAAUUUUACAGGUUUCCAUCCACAUCGCCUACAACAAUCAUCAGAAGCAUCAUCCACAUUGUCUUAUGCAGACAAUAAAUCUCUCGACAAAUCCGAUGUGCAUCACGGAUCUGUCUACUACUAUUCGCGCAGCGAGGAUGCUGGAGGUGGUGGAGCUGCUGCGAAAGCUAGUAGUAGGAGAAUAACCGGCAGCACUACUAGGAGCACCCCAAGGAGCUCCUCCAUUUCUGGUACUCCUUCGCAGUCGGCUGUAAGAGAUGCUGCUCUACUAGGAACAACCAAUAUACCACCUGAUGACCACUUCCCAUCUGCCAGUAGCCAGUUUAUGUCAUUUCCUCAGGCGCAUGCACAUGCUGUCGAUGUGCCACAAGUGCGAAGGGUGCAUGGCUCAAAGACGUCGACUCCGCUACAACAGAGGGAAGGGCCUACUUCUACAACAGUUGCUGGGAGAGCUGCUCCUGCACCAGGUGGCUCUUCGAGUUCUUCAUCGUCCAGUACAACACCUAGAACUUCCUCUUCUGUGAAUACCACCAGCUGCAGCAGUGGAGGACCUUCCUCAAGAGCAAGACAAUUCGUGAUGCCGUGCAACAGAGCAAAUGUCCGUUUGGUCGCCUCUGCAAGAGCGAGCACGACAGUCGAUAGAGUCCAGAGAAUGGAUUUCGAACCUCCAGAUCGUAGUCUGCUAAUAAGUGCUUCAAGAAUGGCGACGAGGACGACAGGACAAACAUCUUCAGCUUCCGUACCACGACAACGACGGGCUCCGGCUCCGCCGAUAGUUGUUGACGAGUCUAGUGGUGUCACGGAUGCAGCGUCGCCAGUAGCUAACGAUGUUGUGAACAAGCCGAAUCUACCUGGUCAGAAAAUCAAGGUUGUUCCAACGAGGAAAGCAAGUGCAACUGGUGCUACUGCAGCAAGCAUUAAGGCCUCUUCCAACUCGCCUAGUGCUGCACGAGUAGUCUCGUCUAGUGCUGCAGCAGUGUCGUCAACGGCGCAACCAUCGCCGAAACCCUCUAGACGAGCCGCGCCUGCUCCGGCGCCUGCAUCAGAGUCAGUUGCAAGAACAAGAACACCACCACCUACUGUAGCUUCCUCUAGUUCAAGCACGAAAAGAGUAGUGAUGAAGCAAGACGCUCAAAAGACUUCAUCUUCUACUGGUCCCAUACAGCCCCGCACUGUAGGGACGAAUGCUAAAAAUGUUGUUGUGGUACCGACCACUACAACGACCACAUCAAGCAAGUCUAAGACUUCUGCUUCAUCGUCAACGACCACAUCAAGCAAGUCUAAAUCGUCAACGACAGGAGGGAACACGACCACAGCUGCCAGCCAUAAUCCCAGAAGCGCGUCUCUGAGAACUCCAAGACCAGCCAUGCAGCAACGUCCUCGAACGGCAGAGACGACGACAGCCACAGAAAGACGCUGCAUUGCCUCUUCUACUUCAAUCCGAGCUGGCUUUCGAGAAGGAAUCUCAUCUGCUUCAGCUUCGACUACUCCUAAAAACUACACGUCUAACCUUCGAAACGGCAUCAACUGGACAUCAGGAAGUUGUAGCGCAGGAGGUGUUAACGGCAAGAAUGUCCCGCCAAGAGGUCCGCGGUCAGGGUCUAACACCUCUACUAGGACAGGAACGACAGGAGCUUCUAGAAAUGUCGCAAAUAUCAGAACGCCAAGUCGAAAUGGUGUAUCUUCAGGUCGCUUGCAAGGACCAGCUGCUGGCGGCACUUCCUCCUCGUCGUCCAAACCGAAGCCAGAGUGGAACUCUACAGUCACGGAUUUGAAUCGCUAUAGGUUGGACCCCAAUGUGCAGCAGCGAAAGAAGACAACGCGAGUUUCUACGAAUUUGACACUGGCUACUGCCGAAAUGCAAGGUAUUGACUUGGCUUUCGAGUUUUCUUUUACAGUGCUGUCAGGAUAUCUUGCAACGUCGACGUUGAUAUGGUCCAAUUCAUCACUAGCUUUCAUAACAAACUUUAUAACUUCCUAAAUCUCAUACUCAUCCAUUGUGAUUACUUCAACAGAAAAAAUCUCUUCGAUGAAACGUGAUAUCCGACCUUUUCUUGGUGGUCCUCGCGAGGGAGAACGACCUAGCGCUGUUUUCCGCUCCGCCGUUCAGACUGGUCGGAUUCCGUCUGAAACACCAAGAAGCCGCGACUUCGCGACAAGAAGCACUAUGCAGAGUAAAUCAGUAUCAUCGGUGACUGGAGGAGUGAGUGCUGGGACAAGCAGUGGUAGUAGCCAUUACAACUGUGGGGUGAAAGGGACACAUCGUCCUAAUUCUGUAGACCGGGAGCUCGAGCAUCAACUUGAUCACUUUCAUGAUCUCGAUGAAUUCCAAGCUUCAACUACAGAACAAGCAGGCCAAAAUUUCACCGUCAACGAUGCAGAAGCAGAUUUUCUGCAUGGUGGCAUUGCGCCUAAGCCGUUAUCUGCCCUGAUAGACGAACAGCUAAAAGCCUUCCGACGACCCGGAGAAUAGAACUUCUAGGUGGUCUUCGCAUUGGUUUUUUGAGUAGCAGUAAGAAAUUUCUGUUUCUGAACCUGAUGAAAUUAAUAGAAUGAACGUCGUCUCUCAGGCAUUUCUAACCGAAUAAAUUUCAACUCGAGCAUCAACUUAGCAGUCUACUUACUCUAACAAAAGGUAUACUUAUACAUCUAAGACUAAGACGAAUACGAAAAAGAAAGAUUGUAAAUAACAUUUGAAGUAUCUUGAUCUUCUUGAUCUUGUACGACUGAAGAAUGGCAUUAUUUUACUCUUGAUGAGUAUGAUUAUGAAUCUACUCACAGACUAGAUGACUCAAAAGAUUGCUAUCGUCGUGUUUAUUUUACCUUCUUGAUAGAAGAACAAAGCAUUCUACCCUAACAGCAAGAUGGACUACCACUAAAACGGUGGACAUUAAUUCUUAGUGGUGAAAACCCGCAUUCGCAUAAUUACAUUUGGAUGUAAUUUCACAAAAUCACAUCCUGCAAAAUCUUUGUAGUUACAGUUUUCGAGAAAGAGGACUUCAACUGCCUCGUGUUAGAGGCCGCAUCUACCGAGGAGAGAACUAAGAAGAUGUAUUGAGAAAAGAUGGAGAUCAAUAAUUCCA
Molecule: messenger RNA, 5315 nt
Organism: Amoebophrya sp. A25
Lineage: Eukaryota; Dinophyceae; Syndiniales; Amoebophryaceae
Source: the annotation of a GenBank genome assembly